GCGCACCCCGCCUGCCCGUCGCCUCUCCUCGCAGCGUGAUCGGGCGCCGCCGCGGAGGGGAGGGGGGGUUCGCGACGUCGCUGGCGGUCGGGGGCCGUUUCGGAGUGCAGACCCCCUCCCUCCCCCUGCCUGCCUCCCGUCACCCUCUCUUGUUCUCGCCCUGCCCGGCUACACGGCGCCGCCGCGGGCGCGGAGGAGGAGGAGAACGCGGACGUCCCAGGGCCUGCCCGGCCCCGCCGCGGCGCCUCCUUCCCUCACCCUGAGCCGCAGCGCGCGGCGCUGGCCGAGGGCGAUGGGGCUGGGCUGAGGCAAGGCAAGGCAGCGGCGGCGGCGGCCGGGUCCCCCGCGGCUCUUGGAGCUAGUCCGGCCGCAAGGGAGGCCGCGGAGGAGGCGGCGCGGCGGCGGCCGAUCUGACAGAAACAUCCUUGAAUCUUGGUGUUUGGACAUAGGAGUGAUCUUUCAUUGUUCUGAAGCACAAGACCUUUAAACCACUGUAGGUAUGGACAAAGAAGAAAGGAAGAUUAUCAAUCAGGGUCAAGAAGAUGAAAUGGAGAUUUAUGGUUACAAUUUGAGUCGCUGGAAGCUUGCUAUAGUUUCUUUAGGAGUGAUUUGUACUGGCGGGUUUCUCCUCCUCCUUCUCUAUUGGAUGCCUGAGUGGCGGGUGAAAGCGACCUGUGUCAGAGCUGCAAUUAAAGACUGUGAAGUAGUGCUGCUGAGGACUACUGAUGAAUUUAAAACAUGGUUUUGUGCAAAAAUUCGCUUUCUUUCUUUGGAAACUCACCCAUUUUCAAGUCCAAAAUCUAUGUCUGAUAAGCUUUCAAUUGGCCGUGCAGUUUGUUUGAUUGAGAAUCCCACUGAAGAAAACAGGCAAGAGAUCAGUAAAUAUUCACAGACUGAAUCACAACAGAUUCGUUAUUUCACCCACCAUAGUAUAAAAUAUUUCUGGAAUGAUAACAUUCACAAUUUUAGUUUCUUAAAGGGACUGGAUGAAGGUGUUUCUUGUACGUCAAUUUAUGAAAAGCAUAGUGCAGGACUGACAAAGGGGAUGCAUGCCUACAGAAAACUGCUUUAUGGAAUAAAUGAAAUUGCUGUGAAAGUGCCUUCUGUUUUUAAGCUUCUAAUUAAAGAGGUUCUCAACCCAUUCUACAUUUUCCAGCUGUUCAGUGUUAUACUGUGGUGCACUGAUGAAUACUAUUACUAUGCUCUAGCUAUUGUGGUUAUGUCCAUAGUAUCAAUUGUAACCUCACUAUAUUCCAUUAGAAAGCAAUAUGUUAUGUUGCACGACAUGGUGGCAACUCAUAGUACCGUACGAGUUUCCGUUUGUAGAGUGAAUGAAGAAAUGGAAGAGAUUUUUUCCACCGACCUUGUGCCAGGAGAUGUCGUGGUCAUUCCAUUAAAUGGAAUAAUAAUGCCUUGUGAUGCUGUACUUAUCAAUGGAACCUGCAUUGUAAAUGAAAGCAUGUUAACAGGAGAAAGUGUUCCAGUGACAAAGACUAAUUUGCCAAAUCCUUCAGUGGAUGUAAGAGGAAAAGGAGAUGAAUUAUAUAAUCCAGAAACACAUAAACGACAUACUUUGUUUUGUGGGACAACUGUUAUUCAGACUCGUUUCUACACCGGAGAAUUCGUCAAAGCCAUAGUUGUUAGAACAGGAUUUAGUACUUCCAAAGGACAGCUGGUUCGUUCCAUAUUGUAUCCCAAACCAACUGAUUUUAAACUCUACAGAGAUGCCUACUUGUUUCUACUAUGUCUUGUAGCAGUUGCUGGCAUUGGGUUUAUCUACACUAUUAUUAAUAGCAUUUUAAAUGAGGUAGAAGUUGGGAUAAUAAUUAUUGAGUCUCUUGAUAUCAUAACAAUUACCGUGCCACCUGCACUUCCUGCUGCAAUGACUGCUGGUAUUGUGUAUGCUCAGAGAAGACUGAAAAAAAUCGGUAUUUUCUGUAUCAGUCCUCAAAGAAUAAAUAUUUGUGGACAGCUGAAUCUUGUUUGCUUUGAUAAGACUGGAACUCUAACUGAAGAUGGUUUAGAUCUUUGGGGGAUUCAACGAGUGGAAAAUACACGAUUUCUUUUACCAGAAGAAAAUGUGUGCAACGAGAUGUUGGUAAAAUCCCAGUUUGUUGCUUGUAUGGCUACUUGUCAUUCACUUACAAAAAUUGAAGGAGUGCUUUCUGGUGAUCCACUUGAUUUGAAAAUGUUUGAAGCCAUCGGAUGGAUUCUGGAAGAAGCAACUGAAGAAGAAACAGCACUUCAUAAUCGGAUUAUGCCCACAGUGGUUCGUCCUCCCAAACAAUUGCUUCCUGAAUCUACCCCUGCAGGAAACCAAGAAAUGGAGCUGUUUGAACUUCCAGCUAUUUAUGAGAUAGGAAUUGUGCGCCAGUUUCCAUUUUCCUCUGCUUUGCAACGUAUGAGUGUGGUUGCAAGGGUGCUAGGGGAUAAGAAAAUGGAUGCCUACAUGAAAGGAGCGCCUGAGGUCAUUGCCAGUCUUUGUAAACCUGAAACAGUUCCGGUUGAUUUUCAAAAAGUUUUGGAAGACUUCACUAAACAGGGCUUCCGUGUGAUUGCUCUUGCACACAGAAAAUUGGAGUCAAAACUGACAUGGCAUAAAGUACAGAAUAUUAGCAGAGAUGCAAUAGAAAACAACAUGGAUUUUAUGGGAUUAAUUAUAAUGCAAAACAAAUUAAAGCAAGAAACCCCUGCAGUACUUGAAGAUUUGCAUAAAGCCAACAUUCGCACUGUCAUGGUCACAGGUGACAACAUGUUGACUGCUGUCUCUGUGGCCAGAGACUGUGGAAUGAUUCUACCUCAGGAUAAAGUGAUUAUUGCUGAAGCAUUACCUCCGAAGGAUGGGAAGGUUGCCAAAAUAAAUUGGCAUUAUGCAGACUCCCUCACACAGUGCAGUCAUCCAUCAGCAAUUGACUCAGAGGAUAUUCCAGUUAAAUUGGUCCAUGAUAGCUUAGAGGAUCUUCAAAUGACUCGUUAUCAUUUUGCAAUGAAUGGAAAAUCAUUUUCAGUGAUACUGGAGCAUUUUCAAGACCUUGUUCCUAAGUUGAUGUUGCAUGGCACCGUGUUUGCUCGUAUGGCACCUGAUCAGAAGACACAGUUGAUAGAAGCAUUGCAAAAUGUUGAUUAUUUUGUUGGGAUGUGUGGUGAUGGCGCAAAUGAUUGUGGUGCUUUGAAGAGGGCACAUGGAGGCAUUUCCUUAUCAGAGCUUGAAGCUUCGGUGGCAUCUCCCUUUACCUCUAAAACUCCUAGUAUUUCCUGUGUGCCAAACCUUAUCAGGGAAGGCCGUGCUGCUUUAAUAACUUCCUUCUGUGUGUUUAAAUUUAUGGCAUUGUACAGCAUUAUCCAGUACUUCAGUGUUACUCUCCUGUAUUCUAUCUUAAGUAACCUAGGAGACUUCCAGUUUCUCUUCAUUGAUCUGGCAAUCAUUUUGGUAGUGGUAUUUACAAUGAGUUUAAAUCCUGCCUGGAAGGAGCUUGUGCCGCAAAGACCGCCUUCGGGUCUUAUAUCUGGGGCCCUUCUCUUCUCCGUUUUGUCUCAGAUUAUCAUCUCCAUUGGAUUUCAAUCUUUGGGGUUUUUUUGGGUCAAGCAACAACCUUGGUAUGAAGUGUGGCAUCCAGAAUCAGAUGCUUGUAAUACAACAAGAAGCCUGUUUUGGAAUUCUUCACACGUGGACAAUGAAACCGAACUUGAUGAACAUAAUAUAAAAAAUUAUGAAAAUACCACAGUUUUUUUUAUUUCCAGUUUUCAGUACCUCAUAGUGGCAAUUGCCUUUUCAAAAGGAAAACCCUUCAGGCAACCUUGCUACAAAAAUUAUUUUUUUGUUUUUUCUGUGAUUUUUUUAUAUGCUUUUAUAUUAUUCAUCAUGUUGUAUCCAGUUGCCUCUGUUGACCAGGUUCUUGAGAUAGUGUGUGUACCAUAUCAGUGGCGUAUAACUAUGCUCAUCAUUGUUCUUGUCAAUGCCUUUGUAUCUAUCACAGUGGAGAACUUCUUCCUUGACAUGGUCCUUGGGAAAGUUGUGUUCAAUCGAGACAAACAAGGAGAAUAUCGGUUCAGCACCACACAGCCGCCACAGGAUUAUUUCUCUAAGGUCACAUUUACUACAAACAUCAGGAUUGAUCAGAAGGAUUUCGGAGUCAGUGGAUCGGUGGGGAAAAUGCUGCUUAUCCUGGGCCCUGGGCUGUAGAAAGAAGACACCAAAGGCCAAGUACAUGUAUCUGGCGCAGGAGCUCUUGGUUGAUCCAGAAUGGCCACCAAAACCUCAGACAACCACAGAAGCUAAAGCUUUAGUUAGGGAGAAUGGAUCAUGUCAGAUCAUCACCAUAACAUAGCAGUCAGUCAGUCUCAGUGGUAAUCAUCACCAUAACAUAGCAGUCAGAAUAUUCAGGAAUACGUGUUUUUAGGAGUUUCUGAUCCUGUGUGUCAGAAUGGCACUAUUUCAGUUUAAGUCCCUUCUGAUAUAGUAGUUGAGAGCUUUGCUCUUCCUUAAAAACAAAAACAGAAAAAGGUAUUGUCCUAACAAAUUAACAAUCUGUAAAGUCCUGUAUCUUCAUUUCAGUCAUGGAAAUAUUGUAUACAUUUCCAGAAUUUUCUUGAUUGUUACUCUCAGUGAUAUUCUCUAUAUUGGGUCCAGGAGAAGUUUGGUGUUUGGUAGUUUUUCAGCAUUAGUUUUUGAGGUUAGUUUACCUCUUUACAUUUAUGUUCACAACCCUCUUAUUAGAAAAAGUCUGUAUUUCUGUGGACUCUAAAUUUAUGAUUGAUAAAAAGAAAAUGAGUGUUAAUUAGCCUCUAGUGAAAAUAUAUUGAAAGCCUGUUUUCAUUUGAUUCCAAUAUUUCUUCCAAAGAAUUGUGUAUAAAUAUACACCAAUUCCCUAAGAUGGUCUAGAGUUAGGAAUGAGUUUAUGGUGUUGCUUAUAGAACAACUCAGGUAAUUUCCAUUUAUGGUUUUAUAUUUUCUGUACAAACUGCCUGGGUUUUAUUUUUCUAAUCAGCAAGGUGCUUCACUGCCUUCUUGAGAUGCCUCUCAAAGCUAUUAAAUGGCUCUUGUCCUAUGUGAGGUGUCAGUAGUCUAAUUUGCUUCUGUUAAAUGUUGUAGAACCUUUUUCACUAGGAAAUAGGAUUCAUUUCUUUUGGCAGUAGAUGUAGAUUCAUCUUUCUAAUGUUUCUUCAGAUUUGUUCCUGUCCGGCUUUGUGUUAUUUUAAAUGGUUUUUUAAAAUUUUCUUGUUUUCAAUUACCUAAAGACAUAAAAUAAUAGUUUUUUCAAGUUAGAAUUUUACCUCAUAAGAUUUUUUGAGAUUUGACAUAUGUCUCUGUCUUAUCAAUAAUGAGGCCUAAAGAAUAUUGGGUUUGAAUGGCUGCAUUUUUUAAAAGCAAUAUGAACUUGGUGAGAGUUUGUUUUAUGCCAUUAGGUGGCGCCAGAGGUCAGAGCAUGUCUACUUUGAAUUGGACUAUUAAAAAUGAACGUAUUUGGUGUGGAAAUUUCUGAGAGGAAAAAAAAAAAUGAGGAAAUAAAGUUUUAAAAAUUGACAUUCAUUGAGCCAAAAGAAAUGUGGAGAAACAUGUUUAACCUUUCCAUUUUGCCUGAUUAACAUUUAAAUUCUUGCCAAAAUUAAGGUAACUUUAAAAAUGCCUUUUACAUGUAGGAUCCAGCAGUUUGGCAAAACUUAGAAAACUGAUAGUGCUAUAAAAUGGAUACUAAACUAUUAAAACGUAUGACAUUGUUCUGUGUUCUUCCGUAACCAGUAACAUGCUUGCUGUGCUUUCUACUUCUAGCUGAUCAUUAUUUCCCAGCAUAUAUUUACCAAUUUACCACAUUUUACCUAGAAUUGUAGGACCAAAUGGUUCUCACUCUUUAUGCUGCAAAGAAUGAUGUUUGGUAACUGUAGAAAAAUAGAAGUUACACUCAGGAUCACUGUUAACUGCUAUUGCCACUGAUGAUUCUUCCAAAAAUAUAAUCGAAGUUCUCCAUCAAAAUGUAUGAUAUGCUAUUAAUACACAUUAGAUGAUAAUAACAGUUGUUCCAUGAAUAAUCCUAUGAAGCUAUGCAUCUUAGACCUCUUGAGCUGUGAAUUAGCACUAUUUUCUGUAGUUACUUAUUCGAUCAUUUUAUAAUUUCCAUAUUAAUUUCAGAUAUGCUUGUGUUACUCUUCAGUGCUCUCCAGAAUUGUGCAUUUUAUUCUUUGGUUUAAGCACUCAAGUAUAUAAUUAAAGGAAUUGCUAAGUAGCAGCUUAAAAUUCAGUUAUCAAAUUGUAUUUAACAAUCUUUAAGAGCAUGAUCAUAAAGAGCUAUUUUUGACACCCCCCCUUUUUUUUUAACAUUUAGAGUUAAAAGGGUUUUAUAUCUCAUCUGUCCAUAUUUUUUUCCAAGGAAUGAGGUGUUGAGGUAGGUGGAAAAGCAUUUGUAGGAAGUUAGUUUGAAUAUUGACACGGUGGGUUAUUCACAUUGAGGGUGUUAUUUGAAGAAUGACUCUGAAGCCAGGUGUGGUUCUACUCAGUGCCAUAGAUAGACCGAGUCUUCUCUCUGUAGGUCACCGUUACAGAAUUUUCAUUCUGAAUUUCACAUUGAAUUAUUUGAGUUCAUGUAGACCUAAAUUUUAAAAACUGUACAUAUAUUAUUUUGAUGUAUUAAGAUGAAUAAAUAUUGCUGAUUUAGAUUUUAUUUAUACACAUACGUAAAGGACAAAAAUGUCUGGGAAAGUAAUUGUUAAAUAAUGAUAUGUAACUUUUUAACUUUUUAAAUAAACAACGAGAUUUUUCAUGUGUGUCUCCCUCAGGGUUGUUUAAACCUUUUUUUCUCCCUCAAGUAUAAAUAGUGGUAACUAUAUGUUUUGUAUCUUCUAGCACCAACUGCUGUAAAGCAGUGCUGCGAAUAAUGCUUGAAUAAAAAUGGCUAAGCCCACAACAAAAUACAUACUUUUUACAGUAGUUUUAUAAUCCUUCAGUUCGAAAGCUUUCCAAAUGGCACUUGCAUCUAAACAAAACUGUUGCAGUUUUCACUCUAUUUACUUUGUUCCCCAUGUUUAUGAAAGUGCUGCGCAGUUUCAAGGGCAUGGUAACCAAUAUAUCAGUGUUGAUGUAGUCCGUUCCAAAAACAGCUAUCGAUAACAUUACUCAGUGAAAAGCAAAAUUCAAGCUUUAGAAAACAUGCAUGCAUGCAGUUUUGACGUAUCUAAAAGUAGGUUUUUGUAUAUUUAUGGUGGGAGGUGGUUGGGAGCUUUUAACAAAAUGGGGUGUUAAUUUUUGUAUAGUCUGUGGGCAUUUACACAUUUUUAAUGUAUUAAAAUUUGGUAAUUAUGUGUACAUUAAAUUAAUUACUUCUGGUUAUGAUUUGUGAAUUCCCUACAACCUUGGAUUUUUUUAAGUAACUUUAUAUCAGAAAUGAUACUGCAUCUUUAUAUUUUUAAAAUUGUAUUGCUCAAGAAUGGUACCCUCUUGUCAAAAAGGCAUACAUUCAUAAUUGUACAUUCAACAUUGUAAAUAAUCUUAUGAAACCUUUUUUGAUUGAAGCAUUCAAAAUAAAAAUUUUAAUGAAUGAAAUAA
This is a messenger RNA of Callithrix jacchus (white-tufted-ear marmoset), 7537 nucleotides long. It is a transcript of the gene ATP13A3, whose product is annotated as ATPase 13A3. Gene Ontology annotation, biological process: polyamine transmembrane transport; intracellular calcium ion homeostasis. The record is from RefSeq and is a predicted model, not a curated record. Gene Ontology annotation, cellular component: late endosome membrane. Gene Ontology annotation, molecular function: ATP hydrolysis activity; ATPase-coupled monoatomic cation transmembrane transporter activity; polyamine transmembrane transporter activity. Lineage: Eukaryota; Metazoa; Chordata; Mammalia; Primates; Cebidae.